AUGCUCGCUCAUCUUACCCAGGCUUCGCGUCGCCCCGCGACACAGGCUGCCACCACCGCACGGGCAUGUCUCGCUGCGGCCCCGCGUAGACGUUACGCCCAGAAAUCCGAGGGUGGUCCCGAGGACCCGUUUAAGUCUGGCCCGACCUAUGCGCAGUGGCUGAGGACCGAGGGCAUCAAGUACAAGGAUGCGCACCGGCCGAAGAACUGGCUUGGGGGACAAGUACCGUUCCCGCUGAACCCGUCAUUCAAGCCGCCUACCCCCAUCUCGGACUCGAUCCGGACUGCUAUCUGGAACGACUUCAUCGCGGACCCGGAGGUGUUCAACCCUCGUAUCCUUGCGCAGCGACAUGGCUUGAGCAUCGCGCGCGUCGACGCUAUCCUGCGGUUGAAGGGUCUGGAGCAGCAUUGGCAAAAGGUUCGUAACAAGCCGCUUCAAACUGGCUUCCUCAAGGGCAUGGAGUACGCGCUAGGUGUCACAGAGAAGCAAACCUCCAUGCGUACCGGGCGUCGCACUGGUGGACAGGAGCUUGGCGAGAACGCUGUUGAAGCUGAUGAGCUCUCGGAAGCGACCAAAGACUUCGCGCGUGCGCGUUAUCAGCGGAUGUUCUGGGAGCCUGUAGUGGAAGGCAAGAACCCGAUCUUGCCUACGAGCCUUGCUCGUGCAGCAGUAGACGGGGUGAACUCAAAGCAGUCGGAAGAGACGGCUUUGCUGAAGAGGUUACGUCACCUCAAAAGUGAGACCGAGCCCGACGUCGUGCUUGAGCGACCGGGACGGCCAACCAUCCGCUUUGUCGACGUCGGCGUGAAGUUCGUAGAUGUCAAGGAUCGCCUGAAGCGCGUCAAGGCUGCGAAGCGCCGCUCUGUUCUGAAGAGGAGACGUAGGGGCGGCCACGUUUCCCCGCCUGAGCCGCAGGCGGACGCUGCGUCCGUUCCUGCAUAGCGUGGAUCUGCUCGUUCUGUACUAUACUACUUCGGACCUAAUCUGUUAUCUUCGGAAUAUAUCGGGAAUCUCUUGCUAGCGUUUCUCAAAAUGAUACUGUAGGCCC
Messenger RNA from Dichomitus squalens LYAD-421 SS1, 1048 nucleotides. RefSeq lists its product as uncharacterized. Gene Ontology annotation, cellular component: mitochondrial small ribosomal subunit. The transcript has 4 exons. The coding region runs from base 1 to 942 and encodes 313 amino acids. Lineage: Eukaryota; Fungi; Basidiomycota; Agaricomycetes; Polyporales; Polyporaceae. The record is from RefSeq and is a predicted model, not a curated record. Gene Ontology annotation, biological process: mitochondrial translation. Gene Ontology annotation, molecular function: structural constituent of ribosome.